UUCGUCACUGUCCGUCAGUCCCCGUCACUUUCCGUCAAUUCUCGCCACUUUCCGUCGCUCUCCGCCGCCCUUCAGUUCCGCUCGGCUCUUCUCCGUCAGGCAUCGUGUACUUUCGUGACUCUCCGUCACCCUCCGUCACUCUCCGGCUGCUGCCUACCCCGCUCUCCGGAUGGUGUCUCGCUGUGUCAUCCAUCACCCAGGCUGGAGUUCAAUGAUGGAAUUUUACUGUGUCAAGAAGCAUUGAAUGCUGAGCGGGAGCUAUGUCAUCCAGAUACAGAUCUCUGCAGAUUUGAUGCUACAGAUGAAGAGUUGAGAUUGUGUCAGGCCUGUGGGUAUGAAUUUGACAUGUGUGAGUGGACGUCAGAAGCAUCUGCUGGCCAAAUUUCCUGGAUGCGCACAAAAGCGAGAGAGAUCCCUGCAUUCGAAUCCACACCACAGCAGGAUCAAGGAGGUGAUGAUGAAGGUUAUUAUGUAUGGGUAGGCGCUAAGCAUGCUUUCACUCUUAACCAUUUAGACAGCAGGGCUUAUCUAAAUAGCUCUGUGUGUCAUUGCCUGGGCAAGAGCUGUCAUCUUCAAUUCUAUUAUGCAAUGGAAAGCAGUGUCCUGAGAGUAAGACUGUAUAAUAAUAAGGAAGAAGAAAUAUUUUGGACAUACAACAUAUCAACUCACAGCCAAUGGGUGAAAGCAGAUGUGUUAAUACCAGAAGAUCUGAAGACAUUUAAGAUUAUUUUUGAAGGGACUCUUUAGAGCCAGAGAAGUUUUAUUGCCCUUGAUCACCUCUGGGUCUAUGCCUGUGGACAGACCCAAUCCAGAAAGCUUUGCUCUGCAGACGAAUUCCCUUGCACUAGUGGCCAGUGCAUCGCCAAAGAAUCUGUCUGUGACUCUCGGCAGGACUGCUCCGAUGAGAGUGAUGAAGACCCAGCAACUUGCUCAAAGCAUCUCGCCUGUGACUUUGAGUCGGGUUUCUACGGUUGGGAGCCAUUUCUCACAGAAGAUUCACACUGGAAGCUGAUGAAAGGAUUGAAUAAUGGAGAGCACCACUUUCCUGCAGCUGAUCACACAGCAAACAUAAAUCAUGGGUCUUGCUCUGUUGACCAGACCGUGACCUCCUGGGUUCAAGCGAGGACUCAGCCUCCUGAGUAGCCGGGACUACAGGUUCUUGUUCUGUCAUCCAGGCUGGAGUGCAGACGUUAUCCAAGCUCACUGCAGCCUUAAACUCCUGGGAUACGUGGAACCUCCCACCUCAGACUCUCAAGAAGCUGGGACUACAGGUGGACACGCGCCCACUGAUACUCCUUCUAAUUGCCACAUGUGAGAGGAGGAUAUGACACGUGAUAUCGCAGGGAGUAGAAACACCCCUGUGAUACUGUUCUUCAUAUUCAGGGAUGAAGAGGAUGAUAUUAAUCCCAAUACAGAUGGGUGUGCACCCUCUGUACACCGAGGUUGUACACCCGUCUGUGAAAGUGUUCGUAAUCUCCAGAGGGGGAGAAUAUAUUACUCACAAUAUGGUAAAGAGGCUGUGAGUCCACGGAGGAUCCUCAGAGCCAGCGGGGGAAGAGGAGCUGGCUCUCAGUCCCUCCCUCACGGGGGUGACUACCCCCACUGCGAUGGGGGACCUAAGAGCCAGUGGGGGAAGAGGGGCUGGCUCUGAGUCCCCGCCUCGCUGGGGUUGCCUCCCCCCCCUGCGAUGGGGGUCCUAAGAGCCAGGAGCAGAAGAGGGGCUGGCUCUCUGUACCCGCCUCUCGGGGGGUGCCUCCCCCCCGUGAUGGGGGUCCUAAGAGCCAGAAGGCUUAGAGGGGCUUGCUCUCAGUCCCCGCCUCGUGGGGGGUGCCUCCUCCCCCUGCGAUGGGGGUCCUAAGGGCCCAGGAGGAAGAGGGGCUGGCUCUGAGUCCCCGCCUCGCGGGGAGUGCCUCCCCUUCCUGCGACGGUGGUCCUAAGAGCCAGGGGGGAAGAGGAGCUGGCUCUCAGUCUCCGCCUCGUGAGGUGCCUCCCCACCUUGCGAUCAGGGUCCCAAGAGCCAAGGUGGAAGAGGGGCUGGCUCUCUUUGUGGAUGUUUCUUUUUCCAUUCUCAGGCAGUUUUCUUUUUUCUUUCUUUUUUUUUUUUUUGAGACUGUGUCUUGCUCUGUUGCCCAUGCUUUGCUGAAUCUCAGGUGACUGCAACCACUGCCUCCCAGGUUCAAGAGAUUCUCCUGCCUCAGCCUCCUGUGUAGCUGGGACUAGAGGCGUGUGUCACCACACCCAACUAAUUUUCGUAUUUUUAGUAGAGAUGGGGUUUCACCAUGUUUGCCAGGAUGGUCUCUAUCUCCUGACCUUGUGAUUCACCCACCUCAGCCUCCCAAAGUGCUGGGAUUGCAGGUGCGAGCCACCGGAUCCAGCCUCUCAGACGAUUUUCAUACCUGCAUACUCUGAUCACUACUCUAUUAAACAGUCAACGAGGCUGAGUGCCACGUGCUGACAUCACUAAGAUCAAUACAGCAAACUCUGAAAGAUGGACAGGGAGACAGGAGAUGGUCCUUUAUAAUGCAGUGUGAUCUGUGCUGCAAUAGAGUUUUGGAAGCUAGAAGUUCAAAACGAGGUGUUGGCAGCACCAUGCUCUCUCUGAAGAUGCUAGGAAGAAUCUGCUCCAUGCCUUUCCAUUCGCUUCUGGGGUUUCCUGCAAGCCCUGACAUUCCUUGGCUUGUAGAUGCAUCACCCCAGUUUCCGCCCCCAUCAUCACAUGGCCUCCUCUCUGCGUGUGCCUCUGCCUUCCCUCUGUUCUUCUUCUAAGGACACCGACACCAGUCAUAGUGGAUUAAGGGUCCACUCCUAACUAAUUAUAUCUGCAACAACCCUAUUUCCAAAUAAAGUCACAUUCUAAGA
Molecule: messenger RNA, 2859 nt
Organism: Pan troglodytes (chimpanzee)
Lineage: Eukaryota; Metazoa; Chordata; Mammalia; Primates; Hominidae
Product: MAM and LDL-receptor class A domain-containing protein 1-like
Exons: 13
Coding region: 346-747 (133 amino acids)
Cellular component (GO): membrane
Source: RefSeq, a predicted model, not a curated record